Molecule: messenger RNA, 595 nt
Organism: Verticillium dahliae VdLs.17
Lineage: Eukaryota; Fungi; Ascomycota; Sordariomycetes; Glomerellales; Plectosphaerellaceae
Product: ubiquitin-conjugating enzyme variant MMS2
Exons: 3
Coding region: 104-532 (142 amino acids)
Biological process (GO): DNA damage tolerance; protein K63-linked ubiquitination
Cellular component (GO): nucleus
Source: RefSeq, a predicted model, not a curated record
AUACUGCCCAUACUGCCCAUCCUGCCCAUACUGCUCCAAGCCGAUUCUGGCCCCCCCAAUACCCCAAUACCCAAGCCUUUGACCGAUCACAAGGAGCAGCAUCAUGAGCGCCAAGGUACCUAGGAAUUUCCGUCUCCUCGAGGAGCUCGAGAAGGGCGAAAAGGGCCUUGGAGCAGGUAGCCAGGCCUGCUCCUAUGGUCUGAACGACAACGAGGACCUGCUCAUGUCCGACUGGAACGGCACCAUCCUCGGUCCUCCUCAUAGCGUCCACGAGAACCGCAUUUACUCCGUCAAGAUGCACUGCGGACCCAAGUACCCCGACGAGCCUCCAACGAUCCAGUUCAUCAGCCAGGUCAACCUUCCCUGCGUCGACCCGCGCAACGGCGUCGUCGACCCCCAGCAGCUGCCGUGUCUCGCGCAGUGGAAGCGCGAGAACACCAUGGAGACGGUCCUUAUCGAGAUCAGGAGGUACAUGGCGUCGCCCUCCAACAAGAAGAUCCCUCAGCCUCCCGAGGGCGCCUGCUACGAGUAGCGCGUAGAAUACAGAGUCAGGCGUGUUAUGACAACAGACGAGUCAAUGAUCAUGAGUUGAUAU